Molecule: messenger RNA, 1180 nt
Organism: Geodia barretti
Lineage: Eukaryota; Metazoa; Porifera; Demospongiae; Tetractinellida; Geodiidae
Source: the annotation of a GenBank genome assembly
CAUCCACAUAUUUCACACUUUUUUAAUUGAAAGAAUUUUUAUUGACUUGUACGUAUUCAACUGAGCGCAAUGCGCAACGUGUAGAACAAUAAAUUAUUUCACCAUUGCAGUGCUGUCUGGUCGUUGAAGCUGCAUGUAGUCGCUCAAAGUAUUGUGUGUAUGAAACACGCUGCUAAUUAUUUUCCAAACAUUUUUAGUGAAAUGCCCAGCACCGCUGAAGAACAGGGACUAUGUCAACCAAAGGUCUUGGAGAGUCACACCUGGCAAGCAUUACAUCGUGUUCAACCAUUCUGUUACCCACGAGAGGCACCCACCUUUGAAGAACUUUGUCAGGGCAGUUUCAUUUGUGACGGGAUUUGUCAUCAAACCUGCUGGUGAUGGCAGUUCAUUGAGUUAUGUUACGCAGUCUGAUCCCAAAGGUGUUAUUCCUAAGUGGAUAAUAAACUUUGCACUCUCCAAAGUAGCUCCUAUGCUGAUGGAAAGAUUACACGUUGCAUGUGUGCAGUACAAUGACUGGAAGGCAUCAAAUAAUCCUGGCUUCAAACCAUGGUUACACCCAGAGCAAAAUCUUCUUCCUUUAGUUAGUCCCCUACUGUACUCUGCUGUGCUUGUCUGAAGAAUGAUUAUUUUCUGUAUGCAAUGUUGAAAACAUUUGCAUGUGUCCACAGCAAAGUAUCGAGGUAGAAAGGCAAGGCAAAGCAAAGUCCACUACACCCAGGACAACUCUUCUCUUUCAAGGAAAAGAAGAUGAGCUGCCCGGGGUGGAAUUCGAACGAACGACAACCAAUGACACUCUGCUUUCUAGGCGAGCGCUCUACCAACUGCGCUACUCAGCUGGUGGCCCAGCACAUCGAUACAGCAUUUUAGGUGAUCACACAGAGUUGCCACUCCAGAAUGCAACAUCAUACUGGAGUUACUCUGAGACGCUGAAAUCACACCCCAGUUCUGCUGACAGCAAUCAGCACAGUAAAGAAAACGACCUAUGUGAGGAUAUGGAAGAACCACAGUCAUUCUAUAGAGAUGAAGAUCUUAAUACAGACAAAAAUGAAUUAGCUACUAGCUAGCUAGAAUUAAAAACUUAAUAUUUAUUCUACUUUGUGCACAAUUAUUUUUAACUGCUAGAGCAAAGCGAGCCCUACAGUUCUUAACACCAAAAGCACUUUUAUAAGUUGCAUUAACA